Molecule: messenger RNA, 474 nt
Organism: Myzus persicae (green peach aphid)
Lineage: Eukaryota; Metazoa; Arthropoda; Insecta; Hemiptera; Aphididae
Exons: 5
Coding region: 1-474 (157 amino acids)
Source: RefSeq, a predicted model, not a curated record
AUGUAUGCAUUACUUUACGAUGAAGCAAAGAUCGCUUCUAGAAAAAUCGUUUUGGAUUCUCAUAUUUCUCGUUAUGAUAUCAAUAACGUUUGGAUGCCUGAGCGUUAUGCAAACUUGAAAGGAAAUCAAUUUGAAGGGGUAGAAUUUAGGCAAUAUCCUAUAUUGGUUGUGAAUGAUGAGGAUAAUCUCAAACUAUAUAGGGAUGUAAUGGCAUGCUCUACAAAUACGUAUUUUCAUAGUUUAGAACAAAGUUUAAAAGAAUAUAUUGACUACGAUCUGAUAAAGAAUCUUUUGCAUGAUUGUGGAAUUAGCUGUUCUGAAAUAUUUCAGUCUGAUGGUAAAUGGCAGAAUACUACGUUGAAGAAUGUUUGCCAAUAUAUUCAACCAACAGUACUUGGCAUAUUUGGGUUAUGUUUUACAAUUAACAUGAUGCCAUUAAGUCAAAUGUUUAACGAUGAAUAUUAUCAGAGGUAA